Molecule: messenger RNA, 1917 nt
Organism: Trichophyton rubrum CBS 118892
Lineage: Eukaryota; Fungi; Ascomycota; Eurotiomycetes; Onygenales; Arthrodermataceae
Exons: 1
Coding region: 1-1917 (638 amino acids)
Cellular component (GO): cytoplasm
Source: RefSeq, a predicted model, not a curated record
AUGGCUGCUGCUCGAGGUCUACCUAUUCCCCCGGCAGACGAGGUCCCUCCAGAACUCGAGUACAAGGCACCACCUCCAGCAUCACAGGAAGACCGACAGAACGAUAAACUCCUGAACACACUUACCAUUCCAAUAGCCUCUAGAUCUCAAUCCUUCAACUCUGACAGCUCAGCUGGCGCACUGAAGACUCCUCCCCAGCCGCAAUUCCCGGCUGGCACAAACCCGUCUGGGUCACAACUAUUCAGAGGACGAGCUAAGACGUUGGCAUCAUUAACCACUUCAUCCAAAUCGAAUUCAAACAUGGCACCGCGAGAAAUCCAACUCCCGCACGAUCCAUUUGUGAACGGCCAGCCAAUCGAAGUCUACCUCUACAAGGACCCCAUGGAAUGCCCGAUCUGCUUCCUCUACUAUCCACCAUACCUCAACAAAACCAGGUGCUGUGACCAGCCUAUCUGCUCAGAAUGCUUCGUACAGAUCAAACGGGCAGAUCCACAUCCGCCUGAACACGAGCAGCCAGGAGCAAACCCGUCCCGGGACGCUGAGUCACAGACGAACGAGUCUGAACACCAACUUGUAACCGAACCUGCUGCCUGCCCCUUUUGCGUGCAGCCUGAGUUUGGUGUAACAUACGCGCAACCCCCGUUCCGCCGUGGUCUCGCUUAUGCCCCAGGGCAUGGCGGUCAUCACCUGGGAGCAGUAGCUUCGCCAAUGUCGUCGUCAAGCUCGUUGAACUCCGCGAAUGCAAGCCCCGGUACGACUACGACACGACGACGUGCCACCUCCUUAUCUGCGGAUGCACCGGGAGUUAUCACCACUGAUAAGAUUCGUCCCGAUUGGGCGCAAAAGCUAGCUACAGCUCGAGCCAAUGCCGCAAGACGAUCAGCCGCUGCCACCGCUUUGCACACCGCAGCAUAUCUGAUGAACAAUAACAACAAUAAUAGCACAUCCAGUUCGAAUGGUGAGUCUAGGAACCUGGCAAAUAUUGGGAGAAGAGCUCUCCUACGCCGAGGCACUGGUAACGACAGUCCUACUAGCCGGAGCAACUCCACCCAUGUCAAUGCCUUUGCUUAUCUAGCUGAGAGGCGCGCAACCGAGCGUAUUGAUGGCGAGGAGCAAUCCAAUAACUCCGCAAGGGGUACGUCAAGACGAGAACGGAGCAGAGCAGAAGAGAUAGAAGAAAUGAUGAUAAUGGAAGCCAUCCGUCUCAGUCUUACAACCGAGGAAGAGAGACGGAAGAAGGAGGAGAAAGAAGCGAAGAAAGAAGCGAAGAAGCGUGAGAAGGAAGCCAAAAGGGCUGGAAAGUCUGCAGCUCAGAAUGAAGAAUCCUCCAGCACCAAUGAAAGCAGCAGUUCUGCUACCGGCCUUACUUCCACUGAUGCAGGGCUUCCAGAAAACGAUUCCUCGCAGGAUAAAGGUAAAGGCGUAGCUCGCCCAGUUCCAGCUUCAGCUCCAGCUCCAGCUGAUCAAGGGGAGCCAUCAUCGUUAUCCCAGGCGACUGAGCAACCACCCAAAUUAAGACUCAACACUCCCCUUGCAGGCGAAUGCUCCGCUCCAGCAGGAACGUCUCCUUCACCCAGACCACAUCCACGCUCCCAUUCGAGCGCCUCGUCAUCCGACAUAUCGCUGGUUGAAUCCGCAUUUGACGACCAAAAGGACACUGGCACUCCCAACGGUUCGAACCCCAACAUUGACGCCGUGUUUAAUUUCCGCAGCCUCGCAGCCAUGGUCGGUGAUGCAGAGAACGAAAGAACCGAGACUUCGAGCCAGCCGGUCCCAAUUCCCGUCAGCAGCCAGGCUAGCGACUCCGGAAACUGUGACCCCCAACGCGAAAGCUCAAAGGCCCAAGACCCCCCAUACGAAGGGAAAGAAGCUCAGUCGCAGUCCACGGAGAUCUCUUCCCAGUCUCCUAUCAGUUAG